AGCUUGGACAUUUAAAUGGGGGGUGAUCAUGUGACUGGAUGGGGUGAUAGUUAGUAGGUUAAUUGGCUAAAAAACAGUUUGUCUGAAAUGUCAGAAUUAGGUUUAAUUUGAAUUCAACCAAAUAUUUCUGCAUUUGUGCUUUUUGGGAAUGUUGCUACUUUUCUUAGUCAAUAUACUUUGAACUCGAAUGUGGUUUAUUGGGAGAUGUAAGACAUUAGACGUCGCAGAAAUCUGCCAUCUGAUUUUUCUUCAAUAAGAAGGCUAAAUUGCUCGCCCUCCAAUCGAUUUACCUCUGUACUGGUCUCCGCGCGUAUGUGAGCAAAAGCAUCAACCCGGCGAUGUCUUUCGAACGGAAGAGAAACAUAAUUGUGUUUUUCAGUUUUGUAAUUAUAACGGUUUGCAACUUUCGAAACUGUGGAGCAGCAAGUGUGGAUGUUAUUAAUGGUCUUCGUGACGUCAAAAUAAAUCCAGAAAAGGCGUCAAUUAACGACAAAGAGCCGAGAACAAAACACAGCACCAAACACAAACCUGAAGAUUUGGACGGACGUGUAAUUCUUAGUCGUAAUCUUCGGACUACCUUUGAUGAUGCCAAACACCAGACGCAGAAUGCUAUCACUACUGCAAAACUCGCCCCUAAGCCUUUGGACAUGCGUGCACCCUGGAAUGUGCGUAAUACUUUCGUUGCCCAGAAAAGCUCUCUGGAUUUAGGUGGCAGCCAUCACGCAGAUUUCAAAGGUUUUGAAGGCCAAAGCAUACAAGGAAAGGUAUAUGGUCCAUCAGCUAACCACAACCAUCACUCCAGUGAAUGGCUUUCCAUGCGACCUCUGGUGCAGUGUGAAGAUGAGCUCAUGACCCUCACUGCAUCUGGCAGGGGAUACAUACAUCUAAUGGUGGAUAGAGUGGACGCCUCUCCCAUUUCCCUGUUCCAACUGCCACCAAACUGUGGCUAUCACCUGAAGACCACCUGGAGAGACCUGGUGAUGAUGGCACCUUACGAUGGAUGCUACGUCAGGCAGGAGAAUGGUAACUACGUCCUACCCAUGCUAUGGUGGGGCAGCCCGGUCAAGAUCGCCUGCCCUAUCCCGCCACUGUUUGCCGUCUCGGUGCGGUGCUCCCACUUUGGCAUGGCCGUCCAGAUUCACCGAGCAGAGGUCGUGGGGCGGCUCCGCGUCAUGGAGGAAGGCGAGUGGGUGUCGUUUGUGUCAGAGGAGUGUGCGUACCGAGUCGCGUCCCCCCCGGACGACCUCCUCUAUUUCGCUCCCUUCACAGCAUCUUGUGUCACCGUCGAUAAUGGAGUUCAUCUGCCUCUCCAGUUGGACAGCCAGGAGGUUGUCUUCUCCUGUGCCCAGCCUCCGCCUCCCUCCAUGUCCCCAGAUAAUCCGGAACAGCAGCACAACUACAUACCGGACUCUGUGACCACACCUACCACCACCCCUUACCCUCCACCCCCAGCCAGGGAACAGAUGUCUCAACUUCCCCAUUUCCCUUACCCUACACGCCCCGGUCAUAUUCCGUACCCUGGUCCCCGUCGGCCGCUACCAGGGAGAUACCCAGGCCAGUAUCCCAUGCCCCCCACAGAGUCUGGUUAUCACCCAUACAGCCAGAGAGCCUACCCUGACCCACCAGCACAGGGGCCUACCCCAGUUCCGACUAGCCCUCCCCAGUCACCCUCUCCAGGCACUCGGCCACCCUGGGUCCAUCCACUUCCAUGGGACCAUGCGUUGUCAGCGUUCUUCCCGCCCUACGGUCAGUUUCACCCGGGCCCAGUUCCAUACCCUGGCCCCCAUCUGCCUCUACCAGAGAGACACCCAGGCUACUAUCCUUUCUACCAUACACGACCUGGGCAGCAGACCGACUAUACUGAGCCACUGACACCAGAGCCAAUCCCAGUUCAAACUAGCCCUCCUCAGACACACUCUCCGGCUAUCAGGCCAGCCAGGCUCCCUCCAGGUUCACAUGAACCCUCAAUGUUCUACCCACCCCACGCUAAUUUCCGCCCAGGUCAAGCACCAUAUCCUAGUCUCUAUCAGCUUCUGCCAGGGAGAUACCCAGGCCAGUAUCCCAGCUACCCAUUAGGCCCAGGCAGUCACCCUGGAUAUGACCCUGAGCUGACCCCGGUUCUGACUAGCCCGCCUCAGACCCCCUCUCCACCCUCCCAGGAAGCCACGCCCUCUUCUCCACCGUACCACCCCUCUCACAUCCGGCCAGGUCCAGCAGCUCGUCCCGGGCUUUAUCAGCCUGAACCAGAGGGACACCCAGGCCGGUAUGUCAUCUCCCCGAUAGGGCCGGGCCAUCACCCCUAUAGACCUGGAAACGACCCGGACACGCCCACUCAAGGUCCUACCCCAGUUCAGGCUAGCCCCCCCCAGCCACUCCCUCCAGGUUCAUGGGACCCUGCGUUGUCCGUGUUCUACCCGCCCCCCCCUCACUUCCACCCAGGUCGAGUUCCGUACCCUGGUCUCUAUCAACCUCACCCGGAGAGACCCCCGGGCCAGUAUCCCGUCCACCCCGUGGGGUCCGGGCGUCCCCCCUACGGCCCUGGAGACUUCGCUGGGCCUCCUUCGCCGGAGCCAAUCCCGGCUCUGGCUAGCCCUCAGACGCCCUUGUCAGACACACAGCGGUCCGCCCUUCCUCCGGUUCCACAGCACGCCUUGUUGUCCACGUUCCACCCAUACCAAGCUCCUUACCCAGGUCACUAUCAACCUCUGCCAGGGGGAUAUCCCGGCCAGCAUCCCAUCUAUCCGAUAGGACUGGGCCAUCACCCCGAUAGCUCUGGAAACGACCCUGACCCGGUUUCGACUAGCCCGCCCCAGUCGCCCUCUCCGCCCUCCCAGGAAGCCACGCCCUCUUCUCCACCGUACCACCCCCCUCGCAUCCAGCCAGGUCCAGCAGCUCGUCCCGGGCUUUAUCAGCCUGAACCAGAGGGACACCCAGGCCGGUAUGUCAUCUACCCGAUAGGGCCGGGCCAUCGCCCCUAUAGACCUGGAAACGACCCGGAGACACUCCAGCAAGGGGCAACCCCAGUUCUGACCGGACCUCUCCCGACUCUUCCCCCUGUCCCGCAGCCAUCGAGGCUCCCUCCAGGUCCCCAGGACUCUACGAUGCCCCCGGUCUACCCACCGUACCACCCCCCCCAGCAGGUCACCUGCCCUCCAUAUGCACAAACCUUCUGUGGCUCCUACUCAUACUCUGUGCCAGGUUCCCACUACCAACCGCAAGACCCGAUUCCCUUCAUUUUGACUCCCAGCCCCCCUCUGGACCUGACUCCAGGCCUCCCCAACCCCCGUACCGCUUUGCCCGUUACUUCUGAAACACCCGAGGCCUCCUUUCUAAGCCCUUCUCCUGUCCCCACGCCUCCACCUCGGCGCUCCCUCUCCCCUGAGCUCGGGUCCGAGCCCUCCCUCCACUGUCUAGCUGGACAUAUGAUGGUGUCGCUGCCCUCCGCUCUCCCGGACUCCAUCCAGGUCAAAGAUCAGAGUAAGGGGUGGGUGUCGGUCUCCAGUGCCCCGGAGGCUUGCCAAUACAUCCUUCAGAUGAGGAAGGGCGGUGGGGUGAUCCUGUACUCCCCUCUCCCUGCCUGCCAUACUCAGCCUAUGGCGCUCGACCCGGACCGCCUCUCCUUCCCCCUGAGGCUUUGGGACACGGCCCUGCGGCAGUACAGCACUGUGGAGCUCCGUUGCCCGUCCAGCCAGUCCACCGUGACCCCAUCUCCCGGCACCCCCACCCAUUCAGACCAGGGCCAGACCCAGUCCCCCUCUCCCUCCCUGUCUCAGGUCUUCUGCUCUGCUCGUCACAUGAGUGUGGACCUGCCUCCGGGUCCUGUAUCUGGAAUUGUUGUCAGGGACAUAAAAGGGAAUGAGAGAAACCUGAAUGAUGCCCCAAAGCAUUGUGGGUAUGUGGCAAGCAAGGGAAAGGAUGGCAAGAUCACCUUGAACCUCCCCUUCAAAUCUUGUCACAUGGCUGUUCAGGGUGGAAUGCACCGCAUCGACGUGAUUCAUACAACGCCGCAUGGUCAAACGAGAGAGGUCCAUUUGUCCUGCCCAGUUUCCAUGGCAGCUUCUAACGAAGACUGUGACCUUCCCCAUGAGCAGCACCUCCCCUGUGGCCCUGACCCUCCAUCCCGGGAAGUGUGUCUCUCCCUGGGCUGCUGCUACAGCGACGAGCCCUCCUCCUGCUACUACCCCAUGGAUGAAUGCACAACAGACCGCCACUUUGUCUUCAUGGUGCCUGCCUCCAUCACAGACCCCCCACUGUCUCCCGGCCUGCUCGCUAGCACGGGCGACCCCACCUGCGCCCCUCAGAGGGUGACCCCAGACUACGCCUUGUUCAAGAUGCCGUUGGAAGGUUGUGGCGCUCACAAAUAUGAGGUUGGCCAGUCGGUCAUCUACAUGGUGGAAAUCAUCAAGGGAAUCCAGGCCGUCAGCCUCAACUAUGGAACCAUAACCAGAGACUCUCCUCUCAGGCUGCUGGUUGAGUGCAGGUACACCCCAAGCUCCAUGGCAAGUGUGGGCUACAUGGUGAAGAGCCCCUCUUUGGGCCCCUCCAUUCAGGCCCACGGGGUGUUUGGAGUCCAGCUCAGGAUUGCCAAAGACAUGGACUACAGCAGCUACUACCCCCAGUACCAUCGGCCCCUGCAGAUGCUACUGGGCAAACCGUUGUACCUGGAAGUGCGUCUGCUCAACCCCCCGGAUGAGAGCGUUGUGCUGCUGGUACACUAUUGUGUGGCCUACCCCCGCUCUGGACAGGCCGCCUGGGUCCUCCUCUACAACGGGUGCCCCAACCCCCUGGACCCGGUCCCACAGAUCCCUUUUACGACUCUUCCGGCCUUGAACCUAUCCCAGGGCCAGACUCGCCGGUUCACCAUCUCCACCUUCCAGUUCCUCCCCUCAGAACAGGCACAGGUGGAUGACAAUGAAGAAAUCUACUUCAUGUGUUCUACCGAAGUGUGUUCUCCUCAGGACGGCCCGUGUUCAGAGGGAUGCCUGGGCCAGGAAUGGGAUGACCGAAGACUGAGAACGGAAGACCGAUAGCUGGCGAGAUGUUCGCCUUCUGCCAGUGGAACAGAGAUUGAACUUGCACAUGCACGGCCAUUGUAACUUUUCUCUUUUCCUCCCCCUCUUGUUUUUAUCUCAAGGCCCACGACUGCACUCGUUCACCACUAAUAAAAACCCUUAA
Esox lucius (northern pike) is the source of this 5175-nucleotide messenger RNA. RefSeq lists its product as uncharacterized. Bases 339 to 5030 code for a protein of 1563 amino acids. Gene Ontology annotation, cellular component: egg coat. NCBI's taxonomy places the organism in Eukaryota, Metazoa, Chordata, Actinopteri, Esociformes, Esocidae. Gene Ontology annotation, molecular function: structural constituent of egg coat; acrosin binding. The record is from RefSeq and is a predicted model, not a curated record. Gene Ontology annotation, biological process: prevention of polyspermy; binding of sperm to zona pellucida. The transcript is spliced from 18 exons.